Necator americanus (New World hookworm) is the source of this 405-nucleotide messenger RNA. RefSeq lists its product as uncharacterized. Bases 1 to 405 code for a protein of 134 amino acids. NCBI's taxonomy places the organism in Eukaryota, Metazoa, Nematoda, Chromadorea, Rhabditida, Ancylostomatidae. The record is from RefSeq and is a predicted model, not a curated record. The transcript has a single exon.
AUGAGCAGUGAACCAGGCGUUCUUGGUCUUCUUCACUACAUUCUCGGUGGUCUUAUACGCUCCCCAAACCUCUCGUCUCCUCCUGCCCAGCGCGGCGGUCAGAGCGUUUAUCAUGUUCAUUUCCCGACCCAGGUAAACCUAGCUGGUGCAUUCGGAUAUGUUCGUUCCGUUGAGCGUGAUUGGGGCAUCCGAGACCCAUCCGUUGCGCAUGAACACCGUCUUUUGCACAUUCAGCUGAAGACCGAUACAUCCACAUGUUUCGUCGAAUUCUGUCAGCAUUCGUUCCGCUUGGCUGAUGCUAGAUCUUAUCAGCGAAACGAAGAUAGUGUAAAUGCCGGCCGGCAACUUUCACUCCCAUGUCAUCCCAUUAAAAUCUUCGCAUCGAUUUCUCAAGAGUGGCAAUGA